Molecule: messenger RNA, 1382 nt
Organism: Grammomys surdaster
Lineage: Eukaryota; Metazoa; Chordata; Mammalia; Rodentia; Muridae
Gene: Tdp2
Product: tyrosyl-DNA phosphodiesterase 2
Exons: 7
Coding region: 73-1173 (366 amino acids)
Biological process (GO): double-strand break repair
Cellular component (GO): cytoplasm; PML body
Molecular function (GO): single-stranded DNA binding; 5'-tyrosyl-DNA phosphodiesterase activity
Source: RefSeq, a predicted model, not a curated record
AGGUCCCGGCAUUUGUGAUCAGUCGCGCGGAAGCGGCGUGAAGAGCGGGCGUUUUGAGGACUCCCUGCGGCGAUGGCGUCUGGCAGCAAUUCCGAUGCAGCGGAGCCCGCAGAGCCGGCGGCAGCGCCCGCAGCAGCAGAGACGGAGGAGAACCAGGUGAAGAGGCGGCGGCUUCAGUGCCUGGGCUUUGCGUUGCUGGGGAGAUGCGACACCACGAUGGCCCCCACCUUCCUGUCGGAGAACAACUGGCAGACGCAAAAAGCGUUGAGCCCCUACUUCGGACAGCCAGAGAACGACCUAGCGUGGCCGCGCCAGCCUCCGACGUCCUUCAAGUCCGAGGCCUAUGUUGAUCUAACCAACGAGGAUGCAAAUGAUACCGCCAUUUUAGAAAGCAGCGCAUCGGGAAGUCCUCUAGAAGACAGCAGCACUAUCUCCUUCAUUACCUGGAAUAUUGAUGGACUAGAUGGAUGCAAUCUCCCAGAGAGGGCUCGAGGGGUGUGCGCCUGCCUCGCUCUGUACAGUCCAGAUGUGGUAUUUCUACAGGAAGUCAUUCCCCCAUACUGUGCCUACCUAAAGAAGAGAGCAAGUAGUUACAAAAUUAUUACAGGUAAUGAAGAAGGAUAUUUCACAGCUAUACUAUUGAAGAAAGGAAGAGCGAAAUUUAAAAGUCAAGAGAUUAUUCCUUAUCCAAAUACCAAAAUGAUGAGAAACCUUCUGUGUGUAAAUGUGAGUUUGGGUGGAAAUGAAUUUUGCCUUAUGACAUCCCAUUUGGAGAGCACCAGAGAACAUUCUGCGGAACGAAUAAAUCAAUUAAAAACUGUUUUUCGAAAAAUGCAAGAGGCUCCAGAUUCAACUACUGUUAUAUUUGCAGGAGAUACAAAUUUAAGAGAUCAUGAAGUUAUCAAAUGUGGUGGUUUACCUGACAAUGUUUUUGAUGCUUGGGAAUUUUUGGGCAAACCUAAACAUUGCCAGUAUACAUGGGAUACAAAAGCAAAUAAUAAUCUCAGAAUUCCUGCUGCUUAUAAGCAUCGUUUUGAUCGAAUAUUUUUCAGAGCAGAAGAGGGACACCUUAUUCCCCAAAGUUUAGACCUUGUUGGGUUGGAAAAACUGGACUGUGGUAGAUUUCCUAGUGAUCACUGGGGGCUCCUGUGCACAUUGAAUGUAGUAUUGUGAAAAGCUCCCCAAAUUCCAGCUUUAACUGUCUGUUUGCACUAGUUCUGAAUUUGUUCAGAUCUCAACCUUUCAGGAAAGCUAGGUCUAAUACAAAAGAAUUCAUAAACUGGAUGAUGAAUACAGCAAAAGCAAUUAACGUCUUUAUAUCGUGUGUCCUCAGAGUUAAGAAUUGGUGUUUGUAAUAAAUCAAAGCAUGCUUAUGUUCAGAA